This is a messenger RNA of Closterium sp. Yama58-4, 5574 nucleotides long. The record is from the annotation of a GenBank genome assembly. NCBI's taxonomy places the organism in Eukaryota, Viridiplantae, Streptophyta, Zygnematophyceae, Desmidiales, Closteriaceae.
AUGGACCUCUGUGCCUGGUGGACCUCUGUGCCUGGUGGACCUCUGUGCCUGGUGGACCUCUGUGCCUGUUGGACCUCUGUGCCUGGUGGACCUCUGUGCCUGGUGGACCUCUGUGCCUGGUGGACCUCUGUGCCUGGUGGACCUCUGUGCCUGGUGGACCUCUGUGCCUGUUGGACCUCUGUGCCUGUUGGACCUCUGUGCCUGGUGGACCUCUGUGCCUGGUGGACCUCUGUGCCUGUUGGACCUCUGUGCCUGUUGGACCUCUGUGCCUGUUGGACCUCUGUGCCUGUUGGACCUCUGUGCCUGGUGGACCUCUGUGCCUGGUGGACCUCUGUGCCUGUUGGACCUCUGUGCCUGUUGGACCUCUGUGCCUGGUGGACCUCUGUGCCUGGUGGACCUCUGUGCCUGGUGGACCUCUGUGCCUGUUGGACCUCUGUGCCUGGUGGACCUCUGUGCCUGGUGGACCUCUGUGCCUGGUGGACCUCUGUGCCUGGUGGACCUCUGUGCCUGGUGGACCUCUGUGCCUGUUGGACCUCUGUGCCUGUUGGACCUCUGUGCCUGUUGGACCUCUGUGCCUGGUGGACCUCUGUGCCUGUUGGACCUCUGUGCCUGUUGGACCUCUGUGCCUGGUGGACCUCUGUGCCUGGUGGACCUCUGUGCCUGUUGGACCUCUGUGCCUGUUGGACCUCUGUGCCUGUUGGACCUCUGUGCCUGUUGGACCUCUGUGCCUGGUGGACCUCUGUGCCUGGUGGACCUCUGUGCCUGUUGGACCUCUGUGCCUGUUGGACCUCUGUGCCUGGUGGACCUCUGUGCCUGGUGGACCUCUGUGCCUGUUGGACCUCUGUGCCUGGUGGACCUCUGUGCCUGGUGGACCUCUGUGCCUGUUGGACCUCUGUGCCUGUUGGACCUCUGUGCCUGUUGGACCUCUGUGCCUGUUGGACCUCUGUGCCUGGUGGACCUCUGUGCCUGGUGGACCUCUGUGCCUGGUGGACCUCUGUGCCUGGUGGACCUCUGUGCCUGGUGGACCUCUGUGCCUGGUGGACCUCUGUGCCUGUUGGACCUCUGUGCCUGUUGGACCUCUGUGCCUGUUGGACCUCUGUGCCUGGUGGACCUCUGUGCCUGUUGGACCUCUGUGCCUGUUGGACCUCUGUGCCUGGUGGACCUCUGUGCCUGGUGGACCUCUGUGCCUGGUGGACCUCUGUGCCUGUUGGACCUCUGUGCCUGUUGGACCUCUGUGCCUGUUGGACCUCUGUGCCUGGUGGACCUCUGUGCCUGGUGGACCUCUGUGCCUGGUGGACCUCUGUGCCUGUUGGACCUCUGUGCCUGUUGGACCUCUGUGCCUGGUGGACCUCUGUGCCUGUUGGACCUCUGUGCCUGUUGGACCUCUGUGCCUGGUGGACCUCUGUGCCUGUUGGACCUCUGUGCCUGUUGGACCUCUGUGCCUGUUGGACCUCUGUGCCUGUUGGACCUCUGUGCCUGUUGGACCUCUGUGCCUGGUGGACCUCUGUGCCUGGUGGACCUCUGUGCCUGGUGGACCUCUGUGCCUGGUGGACCUCUGUGCCUGGUGGACCUCUGUGCCUGUUGGACCUCUGUGCCUGGUGGACCUCUGUGCCUGGUGGACCUCUGUGCCUGGUGGACCUCUGUGCCUGGUGGACCUCUGUGCCUGGUGGACCUCUGUGCCUGUUGGACCUCUGUGCCUGUUGGACCUCUGUGCCUGUUGGACCUCUGUGCCUGUUGGACCUCUGUGCCUGGUGGACCUCUGUGCCUGUUGGACCUCUGUGCCUGGUGGACCUCUGUGCCUGGUGGACCUCUGUGCCUGUUGGACCUCUGUGCCUGGUGGACCUCUGUGCCUGGUGGACCUCUGUGCCUGGUGGACCUCUGUGCCUGUUGGACCUCUGUGCCUGUUGGACCUCUGUGCCUGGUGGACCUCUGUGCCUGGUGGACCUCUGUGCCUGGUGGACCUCUGUGCCUGUUGGACCUCUGUGCCUGGUGGACCUCUGUGCCUGUUGGACCUCUGUGCCUGUUGGACCUCUGUGCCUGUUGGACCUCUGUGCCUGUUGGACCUCUGUGCCUGUUGGACCUCUGUGCCUGGUGGACCUCUGUGCCUGGUGGACCUCUGUGCCUGGUGGACCUCUGUGCCUGGUGGACCUCUGUGCCUGGUGGACCUCUGUGCCUGGUGGACCUCUGUGCCUGGUGGACCUCUGUGCCUGUUGGACCUCUGUGCCUGUUGGACCUCUGUGCCUGGUGGACCUCUGUGCCUGGUGGACCUCUGUGCCUGGUGGACCUCUGUGCCUGGUGGACCUCUGUGCCUGGUGGACCUCUGUGCCUGGUGGACCUCUGUGCCUGGUGGACCUCUGUGCCUGGUGGACCUCUGUGCCUGUUGGACCUCUGUGCCUGUUGGACCUCUGUGCCUGUUGGACCUCUGUGCCUGUUGGACCUCUGUGCCUGGUGGACCUCUGUGCCUGUUGGACCUCUGUGCCUGUUGGACCUCUGUGCCUGGUGGACCUCUGUGCCUGGUGGACCUCUGUGCCUGUUGGACCUCUGUGCCUGUUGGACCUCUGUGCCUGUUGGACCUCUGUGCCUGUUGGACCUCUGUGCCUGGUGGACCUCUGUGCCUGGUGGACCUCUGUGCCUGGUGGACCUCUGUGCCUGUUGGACCUCUGUGCCUGUUGGACCUCUGUGCCUGGUGGACCUCUGUGCCUGUUGGACCUCUGUGCCUGGUGGACCUCUGUGCCUGGUGGACCUCUGUGCCUGUUGGACCUCUGUGCCUGUUGGACCUCUGUGCCUGUUGGACCUCUGUGCCUGUUGGACCUCUGUGCCUGUUGGACCUCUGUGCCUGGUGGACCUCUGUGCCUGGUGGACCUCUGUGCCUGGUGGACCUCUGUGCCUGGUGGACCUCUGUGCCUGGUGGACCUCUGUGCCUGUUGGACCUCUGUGCCUGUUGGACCUCUGUGCCUGGUGGACCUCUGUGCCUGGUGGACCUCUGUGCCUGGUGGACCUCUGUGCCUGGUGGACCUCUGUGCCUGGUGGACCUCUGUGCCUGUUGGACCUCUGUGCCUGUUGGACCUCUGUGCCUGGUGGACCUCUGUGCCUGGUGGACCUCUGUGCCUGGUGGACCUCUGUGCCUGUUGGACCUCUGUGCCUGUUGGACCUCUGUGCCUGGUGGACCUCUGUGCCUGUUGGACCUCUGUGCCUGUUGGACCUCUGUGCCUGUUGGACCUCUGUGCCUGGUGGACCUCUGUGCCUGGUGGACCUCUGUGCCUGUUGGACCUCUGUGCCUGGUGGACCUCUGUGCCUGUUGGACCUCUGUGCCUGUUGGACCUCUGUGCCUGUUGGACCUCUGUGCCUGUUGGACCUCUGUGCCUGUUGGACCUCUGUGCCUGGUGGACCUCUGUGCCUGGUGGACCUCUGUGCCUGGUGGACCUCUGUGCCUGGUGGACCUCUGUGCCUGGUGGACCUCUGUGCCUGUUGGACCUCUGUGCCUGGUGGACCUCUGUGCCUGGUGGACCUCUGUGCCUGGUGGACCUCUGUGCCUGGUGGACCUCUGUGCCUGGUGGACCUCUGUGCCUGUUGGACCUCUGUGCCUGUUGGACCUCUGUGCCUGUUGGACCUCUGUGCCUGUUGGACCUCUGUGCCUGGUGGACCUCUGUGCCUGUUGGACCUCUGUGCCUGGUGGACCUCUGUGCCUGGUGGACCUCUGUGCCUGUUGGACCUCUGUGCCUGGUGGACCUCUGUGCCUGGUGGACCUCUGUGCCUGGUGGACCUCUGUGCCUGGUGGACCUCUGUGCCUGGUGGACCUCUGUGCCUGGUGGACCUCUGUGCCUGUUGGACCUCUGUGCCUGUUGGACCUCUGUGCCUGGUGGACCUCUGUGCCUGGUGGACCUCUGUGCCUGGUGGACCUCUGUGCCUGGUGGACCUCUGUGCCUGGUGGACCUCUGUGCCUGUUGGACCUCUGUGCCUGUUGGACCUCUGUGCCUGGUGGACCUCUGUGCCUGGUGGACCUCUGUGCCUGGUGGACCUCUGUGCCUGGUGGACCUCUGUGCCUGGUGGACCUCUGUGCCUGGUGGACCUCUGUGCCUGGUGGACCUCUGUGCCUGGUGGACCUCUGUGCCUGGUGGACCUCUGUGCCUGGUGGACCUCUGUGCCUGUUGGACCUCUGUGCCUGUUGGACCUCUGUGCCUGGUGGACCUCUGUGCCUGGUGGACCUCUGUGCCUGUUGGACCUCUGUGCCUGUUGGACCUCUGUGCCUGGUGGACCUCUGUGCCUGUUGGACCUCUGUGCCUGGUGGACCUCUGUGCCUGGUGGACCUCUGUGCCUGGUGGACCUCUGUGCCUGGUGGACCUCUGUGCCUGGUGGACCUCUGUGCCUGGUGGACCUCUGUGCCUGGUGGACCUCUGUGCCUGGUGGACCUCUGUGCCUGUUGGACCUCUGUGCCUGUUGGACCUCUGUGCCUGUUGGACCUCUGUGCCUGUUGGACCUCUGUGCCUGUUGGACCUCUGUGCCUGGUGGACCUCUGUGCCUGGUGGACCUCUGUGCCUGGUGGACCUCUGUGCCUGGUGGACCUCUGUGCCUGGUGGACCUCUGUGCCUGUUGGACCUCUGUGCCUGUUGGACCUCUGUGCCUGGUGGACCUCUGUGCCUGUUGGACCUCUGUGCCUGGUGGACCUCUGUGCCUGUUGGACCUCUGUGCCUGUUGGACCUCUGUGUCUGUUGGACCUCUGUGCCUGUUGGACCUCUGUGCCUGGUGGACCUCUGUGCCUGGUGGACCUCUGUGCCUGGUGGACCUCUGUGCCUGGUGGACCUCUGUGCCUGGUGGACCUCUGUGCCUGUUGGACCUCUGUGCCUGUUGGACCUCUGUGCCUGUUGGACCUCUGUGCCUGGUGGACCUCUGUGCCUGGUGGACCUCUGUGCCUGGUGGACCUCUGUGCCUGUUGGACCUCUGUGCCUGGUGGACCUCUGUGCCUGUUGGACCUCUGUGCCUGUUGGACCUCUGUGCCUGGUGGACCUCUGUGCCUGUUGGACCUCUGUGCCUGUUGGACCUCUGUGCCUGUUGGACCUCUGUGCCUGGUGGACCUCUGUGCCUGUUGGACCUCUGUGCCUGGUGGACCUCUGUGCCUGUUGGACCUCUGUGCCUGGUGGACCUCUGUGCCUGGUGGACCUCUGUGCCUGUUGGACCUCUGUGCCUGUUGGACCUCUGUGCCUGUUGGACCUCUGUGCCUGUUGGACCUUUGUGCCUGGUGGACCUCUGUGCCUGGUGGACCUCUGUGCCUGGUGGACCUCUGUGCCUGUUGGACCUCUGUGCCUGGUGGACCUCUGUGCCUGUUGGACCUCUGUGCCUGGUGGACCUCUGUGCCUGGUGGACCUCUGUGCCUGUUGGACCUCUGUGCCUGUUGGACCUCUGUGCCUGGUGGACCUCUGUGCCUGGUGGACCUCUGUGCCUGGUGGACCUCUGUGCCUGUUGGACCUCUGUGCCUGGUGGACCUCUGUGCCUGGUGGACCUCUGUGCCUGGUGGACCUCUGUGCCUGGUGGACCUCUGUGCCAAUAGUGCAUCUUUUGUCUUGGUGUGUGCCGUAA